AUGGUUUCACUUUACUAUCUGCCAACUGUACAACAAAACAUAACUUCAAUAUGGGAUUAGCUCUACUUUUCGUUUAAUCAGUCUAUACUAAACCUGUAAAAUGGUCAGUAAACUUACUAUCCAAGAAGCUAACAAACACUUGCAUGCUAUGCAUCUGCAUUCUACCUAUUUAGAAAACAGUCUCCAAGAAUGCAAAGAAAUAAUGCAACAUAAUGAAGAGAGAUACUGUUCUCAAAUACAAAAGCUUCGUAAAGAAAAGGAUGAGAAAAUCAGUGAACUGACAAUUAAAAUGAAAAACACUGAACAAGAAAGACAGAAGCUUGAAGAAAAAUUACAAGAAAAAGAAAAUGAAGUUAGACUUUUGAAAGGACGUUUAUCAGUAGUGAAGCAAAUCUUUCAGUUUCUGCCAGGUUUGAGGAGUUUUCUUGGUGUAAUUGAAAAUGCUAGACAGCUAGUCAAAGAUGAUGGUGCUGAUAAUGAAUGUAUUCCAAAUAACAUUGCAAUAAAAGCAAUGAAUAAGCAGGUGCCAUCAAUAGCUAAACAUAAAAUUCCAAAUGGAAAAUUUAGGAAUUUGUCAAUUUCAGAAGAUUCUGAUGAUGAAGAAUCUAAAGGAAUGAACACAGAAACAAAUGCAAAUCCAGACAUGACUGUGAAAUCUGUCAAAGAAAACAGGUUAAAUGAUUUCAAAACUUCUGAAGUGUUUUUAUAAAAAAUUUCCACUCAUGUUUUGCUGCAUAUGCAUGUAUCAUGUCUAACAACUAUGACACAUUCUUGAUUUAAUUUGCCAUGACAGCUGUGUUAUUUUGGUUAAACUGGAAGUCAUUAUUAUUAUAUAUAUUUUGUUAAAAUGGCAUGAAUGGAAUCUCGUUUGGUACACUUUGAUUUUUAUUUUUAACUGAUGUUGCAUAAUAAUCGGCCUGUUACAUUUUUUUCAAAAUCUAAAUAAGUGUUCACACAGUUAUUAAAGAAUCAUACGGUAUUAUAUUAAAAAUUCUUCCAGAAGGAAAGGUAUUAAACAUUUAUUUGAAGUCAAAGGUUUAAUGAAAAUAAUGAGAAUAAAAGUAUUAUUUGAAAUUAUUUUAAAAUGUAAUCUUUCAAAAAAUGAAUAUUUAUAGGUUUGUAGAACAUUAAAUAGAAAUACAUUUACAAUGUAACCCACUUACAAUGAUGACACUAAUGAAAUCAGUAAAACAUAACAUAAAAAUGGAUUCUGCUUCUAAAAAGGUUCCAUUGUAUUGCUUGAGCACAAAUAUCAAUUAACAAAUUAUUUUUAUUGAAGAUAAACAUUGUGGUUGAAUAUUAUAAUUAAGAGUCCACUUAGAGAAUAUCUUUAAUGUUAACUAUUUUUAGACCUAAAGGCUAAACUUGAGAAAUGUUAUAUAUAUAUUUAGUAUAUACAUGUAUAGGUGGAAGGACUAUUUGUUCUUCUAGUUGGAACAUUAUAAUGAUGGUAUACUUUAAUAAAUUUAAAGAGAUUUUCAAUGAUUGACAUAAUUAGUGCAACAAAUCAUUGUUAGAUCCUUGUAUACGAAGCAUGGAUACUACAUUUAUAUUUCAAUCUGAUUUUGUGUAACUUUGACUCAUAAGUGAUUAAUAAAUCUGGAUGGUUAUUUUAAUUAUCCGCAGAAUUAUUUAUCUUUUUUUAAUAGAAUUUCAACAAAAUUAAAUAGCUAAUUGAACCACAUCCAAUCAUUUCAAAUAAAUUAAGUAAUAUUUACAUACAUGUACUUGUAUAAAUAUACAUACACUCAUUUAUUAUUGAUUACAUACAUUGAAGUCUGCUCAAACAGGUGCUAGGGGCUGUCUUAAACUUGCACUGGGUGAGAGUUUUUGCUCUGUGUUGAAGUACUCAAUGUGACUUUGAGAUGUAGAACAGCAAUAAAAGCGCUGUUACUUUGCUCUUUUUUUUUUUGUUGUGCAUGUAUUGAUUUUGUGUCACUGAUGGAUAGCCCAUAUCCCGUCUUUUUUAUUGUGUACUUUUUAAUCUUGUUUAUUAUGCAUUUAUAUUUUAUGCUUUUGAGAAAUUUGAGAUUUUGAAUUUAUUUAUUUAAAGUUUAUGCAAUUUAUUCUUGUUACUUGAUUGCAUUGUUUUGUACAGAAAAAAAGGUUGUUUACACAUUAUGAAAUGGGUUGUUUCAGAUUUAUUUCAUUGGCUCUGGGAACAGUAUAUCUAACGUCAAUAUAUAUGUUCCUGAUUGGCUAUUCAUUGUAAAAAUACCAUUUUUGACCAAACAAGAUGUAGGUGAAUUUAUUUAUGUUAUGAUAUACAGCAACUUAUAUCUUGUAUCAGUUAUUAUACCUUUUGAUAAUUAUUUAUUAAAAUAUUAGGAUAUA
Messenger RNA from Mytilus californianus (California mussel), 2334 nucleotides. RefSeq lists its product as uncharacterized. Bases 101 to 709 code for a protein of 202 amino acids. Lineage: Eukaryota; Metazoa; Mollusca; Bivalvia; Mytilida; Mytilidae. The record is from RefSeq and is a predicted model, not a curated record. The transcript has a single exon.